AAAGAAUGGAUCAUUCGGUGAAAGCGAUGAAUAGUCACCGAAAGGUAGUCUUCUCGCGACUGUUGAAUCGGCACCGCUUCGAGAGCCGCGAACUCGAGGCGCUAUACCAGCGCUAUAUCUUCAAACUGCAACAGUCGUCCAUCAUCUCAGUCUUGGCUCUCUUCACUCUUCUCACCGCAACUCUCGCCUCACUUCAGGUCUAUUACGAGAAGACUGUGACAGUCAUUGCACUCUAUUGUCUCCUCCAAUGUCUGGCAUUUGUGGGUCUGUUUGUGCUGUCGUUUAAGAUGCACGACAACCAACUCCUGGCUCUCUGUUAUGUGAUAUUACUCUUCUGUGUCCUCUUCUGUCUCAUCUUCGCUCCCGUGAACCUCAAUAUAAGAGACCCGCAAACGGGCGUCAAUACGAACGACACGACUAUCGCUGCGAGCGAUGGCAUCGGUGGUGAGGAAGAGGUGCCAUCGGUUGGGCAGUGGUUUGUGUUGCGGGUGUGGUCUGUGGAUCGGGUGGCGGCGGACGGCGUUUGGCAGAUAGUGUUCGUCACUUUCCUCACGUACACAAUGUUACCGAUUAAGACCCGAAUCUCAUUGCUGUUGGGGUGUGUGCUGUCGGGCGCACACAUCGCCCUCACUGUAACCAAUGCCAGACACGCUGUCCACCAGUCACUGGCCGUACAGCAGAUAGAG
Medioppia subpectinata is the source of this 686-nucleotide messenger RNA. NCBI's taxonomy places the organism in Eukaryota, Metazoa, Arthropoda, Arachnida, Sarcoptiformes, Oppiidae. The record is from the annotation of a GenBank genome assembly.